Molecule: messenger RNA, 2562 nt
Organism: Oryza brachyantha (malo sina)
Lineage: Eukaryota; Viridiplantae; Streptophyta; Magnoliopsida; Poales; Poaceae
Product: BTB/POZ domain-containing protein At5g48130
Exons: 4
Coding region: 95-2227 (710 amino acids)
Source: RefSeq, a predicted model, not a curated record
CCGAUGUUCCUUCCCCCAUCUCACUGUGUGUAUGUAUACGCUUGUGGUGGCUGCUGUAUGUGUGUGCUAGCUGGUGCUGCGUAGCCUGCGAGGGAUGGAGCCGGAGGUGGAGGUGGAGAUGUCGCCGGCGGCGAAGGGCUUGGCCGAAGGCGUGUUUAGCCCUUAUUCGAGCCCGAGCACGGCGUUGCUGCUGCAAAGACGAGUUGUUGCAUGGGCGAAAGAGACCGGGUUGCCGGCGACGGUGAGCGUCCGCGUCGGCGAGAGGAGCUUCAGUCUGCAUAAGGAUCCGUUGGUGUCCAGGUGUGGGUACCUCAGCCAGGAGGCGCUCAUGAUCCGGUCCGGCGACGGCGAGGUCGUCGAGCUGCCGGCGAGCUUUCCGGGCGGUAACGAGGCGUUCGAGGUGAUUGGGCUGUUCUGCUACGGCGACGCGGUGGCGCUCGACCCGUUCAACGUGGCGGCGGUGCGGUGCGCGGCGGAGUUCCUGGACGUGGCCGGCCUCGGCGCGCGCUGCGACCUGUACAUCAACCAGGUGGUGCUGCAGAGCUGGGACGACGCCCUCAUCGUCCUGCAGCGGUGCCAGCUCCUCCUCCCCGUCGCCGAGGAGCUCCUCAUCGUCAGCCGCUGCGUCGAGUCGCUGGCGUUCAUGGCGUGCAUGGAGAUCCUGGACCCCGACGAGCAGCGGCGCGACCAGCCGGGCCUCGCCGCCGCGGCGCGCGGCCUCGUCGGGCGCCGCUGGGACGCCGAGCUCGUCAAGGAGCUCGCCGCGCGCGACCUCUGGAUCAAGGACCUCAUCGCCCUCCCCUUGGAGUUCUUCAGGCGGAUCGUGCAGGCGCUGCGGCGGCAGGGGAUGAAGGAGAAGUACGUGAGCCCCGUGGUGCUCUUCUACGCCAACAAGUGGGUGCUCUCCAAGAAGACGCACAAGUUCAUGGCGAGCACGGACAACGAGGCCGGCGGCGACGGGGAAACCGACGCUAACAGGAGGGCCACCGCGAUCCUGGAGGGCGUGAUCGAUCUCCUACCACCCGAGUCAUCGCCUGCGUCGGCGGCAACCGGCGGCGCCAUCCCAGUGUCGUUCUACUUCGCUCUGCUGGCGCGGUCGAUUACCCUCGAGCUAAGCGACGCAACCGAGACGAGGCUGCGCGAGCUGGUCGCGUCCAACCUGCAGUUUGCCCGCGUGGACGACCUGCCGUUGCCGGAGCAAGACGCCGGCCGUCGGUCCAUCGCCGAUAGCUCGGAGUUGAGAGCAAUGGAGAGCAUCGUUUCGAACCAUGUCUCCAUGCAAAGAAGAGGCGCCGAGGCCGUCGCGGAGCUGUGGGAUCGGUACCUCACCCAAAUCGUCGGUGACCCGAAGCUCCGGCAGGACCGGCUGGGCGAGCUGAUCGGCGUCAUCCCGGCCGGCGACCGGAAAUCCCAUGACCAUCUCUACGAAGCAAUUGACACAUACAUAGUGGAGCACCCGGGUUUGUCCGGCGAAGAGAAGGCGUCGUUGUGCGGCCACCUCGAGUGCCGGAAGCUGUCGCACGAGGCGUGCAUCCAGGCGGUGCAGAACGACCGGAUGCCGCUCCGGCUGAUCGUGCAGGCGCUGUUCGUGCAGCAGCUGCACACGCACCGCGCCUUCACCGAGUGCUCCGACUCGUUCCGGUGCAUGCACUCCGGGGAGCUUCUCGUCCCCGGCGUCGGCGGCGGCGCCGCGGCCGCCUACACGCCGAGCCCCUGGUGCGCCGUCAUCCCUACCAGCCAGCCCCUCAGCACCAGCAGCCCGUACACGGACACCCGCGCCGCGCAAGACGGCAGGAAGCUCCGCGCCCUUACCCGCGACCGGCGCAACGACGACGACGACGCCGCGACGUCGGACUACGAGACGGCAAGCUUCAGGAUCCAGGCGCUGGAGCAGGAGAUCAUCUCCCUGAAGCAGACGCUGCAGCGGCACAACACCGUGAAGGGCUCGUCCCGCAAGGAGCCCAGCUUCAGGGUGGACGCGGCCACGCCGGCGGCGGCGGCAGCAGUCAGGCGGCGAGCCCCGGUGUCCUCCAGCAGCUGCAUUGGCUCCAUGCGGUGGGGCUCGCAGCGGCGGUGCGCCAGCAGGAUCCUGCGCAUCUUCGCGAGGCUGGCCGUGUUCGGGAGAGGAGGCAGGUCGUCGUCGAGGGGGAAGCAGAGCAAGUGCAGGGGAAGUGCAGAGCAGCUCAGCUCAGUUGCCUGUAGAACCAAGCACAGAGCGAGAGACUGAAGGGUGGGAGACGUUACAAAAGAUAGACAUUUUUUACCACACGUGGAAAAGAAACUGCAAAUCAUACUGUAAACAUGGCUACUGGUAAGUAGUGUAGCACUAGUGUGUGAUCAGCAUACUACUGUGUACAUAUUGCUGGCAAUGCUGAAGAUUGUAAGACUACGGAGUACUGGAGUAGUUUGUAGUUACUGUCAGGUGAUCAGAAGAUUCAGAACUUCUGUUUAGGUUGAAAACCUCUAAUUACAUGUGUAGUUCAUCAUCGUUCUUAAAAGUGGUUUUCUUUCCUUGCAAAAAGGGGUUUUUUUUGCUGACAUGAUGUAAUGAAAUAUAAAUAG